AUGGGUAACGAAAAAACAACUAGAAGAAGAGUAUACGAUGUUUUGAAUGUAUUUUUAGCAGCAGGAUUGAUUACAAAAGAAUCAAAAAAUAUUUAUUACGCAAAACAAGGUUUCAUACAAAAAGUUCCCCAAAUACCUCAAGAAGAUCAAGAACUAUGUAACAGAUGCGAACAACUAAAGGAAAGUGUUAUUAGAAAACUCAAAGCAUAUCUCUUAUAUCGAUCCUUAGUCGAAAGAAACCAGACAAAGAUCAGACCAUCAGGAUCUGUUCAGCUCCCUGCAAUCUUCGUAGAAUUUCCUACAGAUAAAGGAGUUUCUGAACUCUCGCUUGAUCAAAAAACUCUCGAAAUUAACGCAGAGCAACAUCCUACAUUUUAUUCUCCAGUUGAUAUUCUGAGCAAUAUCAACUUAAAUAUUGAAAUGCAGCGAGACUUAGUUAAAAGAACGCCCAUCAUUUCAAAGUUAGAACCUUAUGUUUUCCCAGAGCCUGUCCAGCCACAAUUCCAAAUUGAUAAAACUCUUAAGUACAAAAUUUAUAAUGCUGGUGCUUCACAAAGGACCGAUCUGAAUCCUAUACUAGCCCAAAAGAAUUUUGUUCAGUAA
Messenger RNA from Trichomonas vaginalis G3, 603 nucleotides. RefSeq names its product cell cycle. The coding region runs from base 1 to 603 and encodes 200 amino acids. The record is from RefSeq and is a predicted model, not a curated record. Gene Ontology annotation, molecular function: RNA polymerase II transcription regulatory region sequence-specific DNA binding; DNA-binding transcription factor activity, RNA polymerase II-specific. Gene Ontology annotation, cellular component: nucleus; transcription regulator complex. The transcript has a single exon. Gene Ontology annotation, biological process: regulation of cell cycle; regulation of transcription by RNA polymerase II. NCBI's taxonomy places the organism in Eukaryota, Parabasalia, Trichomonadida, Trichomonadidae.